CAGUAAAAGUUUACUAUUGCUCGGUCUCUUAGUUGUGUUCUUAUCAAAAGUUUUCUCAAUUUUUCAACAUGGAGUAGGUAGAAAAGUGAGUACAGGCAUGUUUAGUCUGUGAAUCAAACCAUAAUAUCUACCCAUAAAAACAAAAAUAACAAGUGAGUGUCAUGGGGAAAAGAAGCAUUGCAGUGACGACCAGCAGGAGUGAGUUUUUGCCAGCAGAGGGUGAAAAUAAUGAGUACGAACGACAAGGUGGAUGCUUUGUUACCACCAAGAGGGCAUUACUAUUGGUCUUUUUGGCAAUUGCUUGUUUCAUCGUUCUCGCACUCUUAAUGUAUUAUUACGGACCUAACAGUAAAGAAAAUGAGGCGGUGUCGUCAGAAAAACCUGACAUUGAGAAUCUUAUCAACAAGUCGAUUGAAAGCGUGACAUCCGACUCUCUACGCCUACCAUCUCAUGUAUAUCCGACGUUUUAUAAAUUACGAAUUCAGCCGUAUUUAAAAGAGGAAGAACCGGAAAAGAAUUUUACGUUCGUAGGAAAAGUUAUCAUCGGGAUUCGAUGCACUAAAAGAACCAAAACAAUCGUUAUGAAUGCCGGAAACAUUCAAAUUGGACAUUCCGAUGUCAGAGUCUAUACCAAAAAAAUACUAAUAAAAUCCCUUUCCCAAGUAAAAGAAGCUCCAAGUAACAUGACUACUCAAGAACAACAACAAGAAAAUAUUUCCGAUAGUAGUACUGCUCCAACUUCAGCUAUUCCUUCAACAACCCAAAAACCUACAGAAGGUGUUUCCACCACUAGCGUUAUAACGAAAGAAUCGGUUAAUUUUACGGCAAGUUCAACCACCGAAGACAUUCCAACAUCUACAUCAAAAGAGGCAACAACAGCCUCUCCACUUUCUGAUAAUGGUCUUCCAACCACCUUGCCUUCAAGUGCAACAACACCAAAAUCGUCCACUGUUGCUUCAUCGACCACUGAAAAAUCAAAGCAAGUGAAUGCCAGUUCUUCAUCACCCGUGCUGUCCAAAGGUAAUAUCGUUGAAGUUCCAGUAGAAUUUAUAGAUAACAUCCCUGUUUCCACAAAACUUGUAAUCACUGUUGGACAACUGUUGGAAGUUGAGGUAAAUUAUACCAUUGAAAUAAAAUUUUCGGGAAACAUUUCCGACCAUUUAGUUGGUUUAUAUAAAGCGCCUUAUAUUGAUUCGUCAGGAAAGGAAAGAUGGAUUAUCAAUACCAAUUUUAUGCCUGUAUAUGCCAGAAACGUUUUCCCGUGUUUUGAUGAACCUUCACUGAAAACUACUUUUGAAAUAAGUAUAGCCCGGAAAGAGAAUAUGACUGCACUUUCUAACAUGCCUUUAAAAGAAACUGAGAAUAAAUCGGAAGACGGCUGGGUCUGGGAUCAUUUUGUAAAAACUCCAAAAAUGACAACAUACUCCUUAGCUUUCUCGGUAGGUGAUUUGGAUAAUAGAGAAGUUUCUCGAGAAACCCCACAAUUUCGAAUAUGGGCUGUGGAUAAACUACACGAAUCAAACUAUUCAGCUGAAAUGUCGGUGAAAGCAUUGAACUAUCUGGAAGACUAUUUUGGAAUGAAAUACCCUUUACCAAAAUUAGAUUUUGUUGUGGUACCCGAUUUGGUUGAAGAUGCUGUUGAAAGUUGGGGUUUGGUGGCGUUUAGAGAUCAAGCACUUCUGGUGGAUCCAAAAUCAGAAAAUUGGGAAAUUAAGUCGAACAUUUUACGAAAUUUGGCCGAACCGCUGUCGCAUCAAUGGUUUGGUAAAUUGGUCACGAUGAGCAAUUGGUCAGACUUCUGGUUAAGGGAAGGCAUAGGAAAAUUUUUGGCUUUUGGUGUUGUACAGUCUAUAGAUUCUGAGAUUGGUUUUUUGGACACAUAUGUAAUUGAUAACAUACCUAUUUUAUAUGCUGAUAGUUUGAAAACAACUAAGAAAUUGUACUAUGGUAUUGAAAAUAUUGGUCAACUAAAAGAAAUGUAUAAUAGUGGUAUAGUGAAUAAAGGAACAGCUUUACUGAGAAUGCUAAACUUCACGUUAUCAGGAUCCGUUUUCAAAAAGGGAACCCAGGAUUUCAUAAAGAAAUGGUCCUUUGAAUCAACAAGUGAAGAAGAAUACUGGAAUGCUUUAGAUAAGAUCGUGUCUGAUCAGAAGAUAUUACCGGAAAACAUCACUGUUAAAGCCUUCAUGAAUAGUUGGACUAGACAAGCUGGUUAUCCAAUAGUAACAAUCAACUCCAUCAAUACGUCUGGUCAGAUUUUAUUACAUCAGCAGAGAUUUGUGGAAGGAAACACUGACAGCGAUAAUGUUUGGAUAAUUCCACUCUCUUAUAUAACAAAAUCUAAUUCAACACUUGGCAGAGUUUGGUUAAAUGGUGAAAAAGAUAAGAAAGUUGAUAUUGAACUUUCUAAUUCUAAUGAUUCGUGGAUACUUUUUAAUGCUGAUGCUGGGUUCUAUAGAGUGAAUUAUGAUAAUGAAAAUUGGAACAAACUUUUGAAUCAAAUUAACUCAGAUCCAUCGGAGAUACCUUCAUCUUGUCGCGCACAAUUGCUAUCCGACGCAUUCGAAUUGGCUUACAAAGGCAUCAUAAGUUACGAAAUACCUUUAGACUUUACGAAAUAUUUGGAGAAGAAUGAAAGACAAUUUGCUCCAUGGGAAGCUGCCAUGAGGAGUUUUCAUAAUAUAGAAUAUAUCAUAAGAAGAUCUAUGCAUUUUGGAAAAUUGCAGGCAUACGUCAGGAAAUUAAUAAAGGUAUCAUUUAAAGAAAUGGGAUUUAAUGAAAAAACAAAUGAGUCACUCAAUACAAAAAAGCUAAGGAAACGUAUAAUUGAAGCUGCAUGUUUUGCACGUCAUCAACCAUGCUUGAAGUGGGCCGAAAAUAAAUUUGAUGAAUGGACUCAAACGUCCGACCCGGAUAAAGAUAAUCCAAUACCAUAUACAUUCCGAAAAGUUGUGAUGUGUAACGCCAUAAAAAUGGGCGGAGAAAGCGAAUGGGAAUUCGUUUGGAACAGAACUUUAUCUUAUAGAACAACACCUGCAGAUCUAAAAAUAAUGUAUCUCAGCCUAGGGUGUUCGAGAGAUCCAUGGAUAAUUAAAAGAUACUUAUUCAAAUCCAUAAAUGGAAGUGUAGCACUGCAGGAUAUCCCGUACGUCUGGAAAUCCAUAACCCAUCCCGUAGGAAUCGACGUUGGUGUUCAGUUUGUGCGGGAAAAUUGGCAGAAGAUCCAUGACACGUUUGCGGAUGAAGAUUAUACGAUUCUUAUCAGUAUUAUAAACGAAUUUUUCGGAAAACUAUCGACCAAGUCGGAUUUGGAAGAUUUAACGAUGUUGUACAAGGAGCAUGAAACCAAGUUGGGAAAAAUAUCACCCGUCAUGUUGAAUGUAGUAGAAAGAAUCAAAACUCGAAUCGCAUGGGCUGAUACUAAUAUGGAAACCGUUGUGUCGUGGAUAGAAAAUAAUAUACGAUAGUACAACCAUUUUACUCGUGGAAGAAGAAUGAAUAAUAUUUUAUUUUGUACAAAAUCGAAAUCUUAUAAUUCAGAUGUACUUAUAAAUAAUUCUACUGCAGGUAGUCGAUUGUGAUUGUAAAGAUAUAGUUUGUAAAAUGUAGUUUAUGUUUUGGUAUAUUUAUACAUACGUCUACUGUUUCUCUUUUUUUUUAAUAAAAUGAUGAAGAUAUGGAGAAGUCAA
This is a messenger RNA of Agrilus planipennis (emerald ash borer), 3689 nucleotides long. Its product is annotated as aminopeptidase N-like. The transcript is spliced from 13 exons. Lineage: Eukaryota; Metazoa; Arthropoda; Insecta; Coleoptera; Buprestidae. Gene Ontology annotation, cellular component: cytoplasm. Gene Ontology annotation, molecular function: zinc ion binding; metalloaminopeptidase activity; peptide binding. The coding region runs from base 162 to 3467 and encodes 1101 amino acids. Gene Ontology annotation, biological process: peptide catabolic process; proteolysis. The record is from RefSeq and is a predicted model, not a curated record.